Messenger RNA from Manduca sexta (tobacco hornworm), 2715 nucleotides. RefSeq lists its product as uncharacterized. Bases 19 to 2715 code for a protein of 898 amino acids. Lineage: Eukaryota; Metazoa; Arthropoda; Insecta; Lepidoptera; Sphingidae. The transcript has 14 exons. The record is from RefSeq and is a predicted model, not a curated record.
UUGUCGGACUCUCUAAUAAUGCGAGAUCGUGCCAAUGACACAAAGUUUUAUACAUUGAAAACUACUCAGUCGACUGAACCCAGUUCUGUAGAAACCGAAGAAUAUGAUGAGACCACUGAAACUACUACAGAGACUGUGGAUUCCAAUGUUACCAUCGCACCGGAUGAUAACGCAAAGUAUAUAAAAGUGGAAUUACCAAUAAUGAAUGUUUCGGGUAAAUUUAUACCCGGCGAGGUUUCUCGGAAGAAUGUUUAUGAUAUUGAUGAUUCUUUCGACUCUCUGUAUGAUGUUACACCUCGCCGGGGUAUGUCCUACGAUACCAGCAUCAUACCGUUGGUCCAAUUCUCCCUAAAAAAUACUGAUGUACAGCAAAAGGGCGGUGAAGAUGAUUAUAAAUAUAAAAUGAACUACAAUUGGAAACCUGUAACUCCAGAUGACAGGUUAUUACUAUCAAGUCGAUUUGUGAAAAAAAAUUCGUAUAAACAGAAAUACAAUGCAAAUAAUCGUCUUAAUUUUAAAACAAAAAAGCCACCAUUAGCGAUAACGCAACAUGUUUUGGCUAAUUUCACAAAAGGAUUUACAAUUGGAAAUUCGUCAUUAGUACAUAAGGAAAUACCAGGAAAUAUUUCGUGGGACUUUAUUGAUGAUCUCAUGAGAUCGUUUCGUAAAACAGCACCGACUAAAAGAGUUACAACAACAACCUUACAAAUUUUUAGCAAUACGUCCAAUUUAUUACAGAAUAUCUUAGAUACAAAGCACAUUUCUAGCGUAUAUUUGUCACCCAAUUUAUCCAUAUAUUAUAAAGAUGUUCCAUUGCACGCUUCCGUUACCAGAAAACCAACAAUAACUACUGAGAAUUCGUUUCAGGUUAUUAAAGCUACAGAAAAUGAUUUGCUUUCAACAAAAUCUACAGUGCCAAUAAGAAGGCACACAAAUGUUGCGAAUGCGGCGCAUGCUGAUUACAAUAACAGUGCAAUAAAAACUACUUCAUCAUGGCAUAAUAUAUCUUUUGAUGUAGAUGGAGAUAGUAUUAUUGUAAAAACUAGCGCUACGACGACCUAUGAGAACUCUACGUCUUCCAUUUUUAUUACAAAAAGAGACGAAAACUUGACUGGUUCCCUGGUAGAUCGCGAGUCGUGGGACAACGUGGUGCAAGUGGCGCCAGUCAUGGCUGGCAUUUUGUACCUGAAGGCUAACCAGACUCAGAUACAAGACUUUAAUGUUACAAGUGGCACUAAACGCAAGAAACGGUAUAUAGAGUCGGUGCCGGUAGAGAAUGCGCGCCCUCACAAUAUCACAACAAAGGGCGACGUAAUUACCACGGCUGCAGCCAAAUACGACAUCGCAGACAUGCAGGACUUCGCACAGCUUGUUGAGAUACAGGAUGACGAGCUGCACGGACGCGUUGCUCUACGCUACCUGCGACGCUACGUCGGACCAGCGUUGUUUAAUAUUUGUGAUACCGAUACGGCUACACGACAUGUGUAUUUGUUCAAUUCUUCGAGAAUUGUUCUUGCUAUAAGCAAUUUUACGAUGGAUAGUAUGACAGUGAUAAUAACUCCUGCACGUACGGUAAUGACAGGUGAUGGCCAAUGUCCCGCUGACCACCUCGAGUGCCAAGUGUCGGGGGCUCGAGUCUGUAUCGAUUCUCUGACCGCUUGCGAUGGGAUACCCAACUGUGGUUCUUAUGAGAUAUACGACGAGGAUCGAUUGAUGUGCGGUGCUGCUAUUGGUCUCCAGCAUAACGUCUACCUUGCUGCCUUCGCGUUCCUUGCCGUACUCCUAACUACGUUGUAUGGGGUCCAUUAUUGGCUAAAAAGAUGGGUGCCUAAAGUUUCUGAGGCGUUCUUCUUAUAUACGAAUGGAAGCGAAAAUAUGUUAUAUUUGGACACAAUUAUGCGAUCUCCAACAGAUGAGGAUGAUGUAUCUAAAAUGGCUUAUCAAGGAAACAUUUUGGAUGAUGAUUUGCUUAUGUUCUCAGAAGUGAGUGGAGGAAAAAAGUCUAAAAGAUUUAAAAGAUUUUUUAAAUCAUUCUUCACGUGUAGUUUGUUUCGAAAGAAGCGAAAGAAACAAGAUGCGUACGACAGUAUGGCACAAGAAGGUUUGUAUGCAUCUCUUGAAGAAAACAAGAAGAGAUAUUCAUAUGCGGAGUUAGAAUUAAGGAAAAUGUUAGACGCUGAGAGACUUAAAAGAGAUAUUGCUGUGCAAACUAGUGAUAGUUUAGAAAUGAGACAAUCCACAAGAUUAGGUACAAGUCCCAAUAGCACUAAAAGACAAUUUCAGGUACCACAAGAAAAAAAUAUAACUGAGAGCUUACUGGUUUUGAAUGAAAAUGUUUCACUUCAAGAUAUAGAUAAACUACGUUCUUUAGAUGAACUCAACAUUUUAAAUUUCUUUAACUCGAAAGAGUCUACCAAAUCAAUGUCCUCUGAUACGGUUAAAACUAAUUCUCCAGACAGAAGUAGCAUAACUUUUGAAGAAAAAGAAAUUAACAUUCAUACUUAUGAUCAGAAAACUAAAACAGACAUUCCUAAAACUUCAACAUUAGCAAAAGCUUAUGCACACGGGAAGGGUCUACCAGACCGAGGCAAAAAACACUUAAGAUUUGAAGAAGAAACUACCACAAUACCCCCGAAAGAUCAAGAAGAUGAAAGCGAUGAAGAGGUAAGCGAAAAUUUGAAUCGCCGUCGAAGUGUGGUGUUUGGGUGUUGGUAG